Molecule: messenger RNA, 5416 nt
Organism: Mercenaria mercenaria
Lineage: Eukaryota; Metazoa; Mollusca; Bivalvia; Venerida; Veneridae
Exons: 3
Coding region: 147-1004 (285 amino acids)
Source: RefSeq, a predicted model, not a curated record
GAUAUCUGCUAGCCGAUAUCUACACGGACAUUUGUAUAUGUGACCGAAAUAAUUGUAUUUACGGUGUUAAUAGAAGACGUAUAUAUUGAAAGUUAUACACAUGAAUGUGAUCAAAUCUUAAAUAUAAUUUACGAUAAACGUAAGAAAUGGAAGUUUCCGGUAAAAUAGCGAAAAACGUUCAGGAAACCGAGGAUUUUAUCAACUUGAAGAGAAAAAUAGAACAACUAGAGCGCAAUAUCAAAACAAACUAUGAGAAAGUCCAAAAGAAUCGAAAAGAUUGUAACGGGAUGCAUGAAGAAGUGUUAACUAAGAUAAGAAAGUUUAGAACAUAUAUCAAUAGUUAUCUGGAUAAGGCAGAAACAGACAUAAUAUCUGAAAUGAAACGAUUUAUAUCCGACAACAAAAAACGUCUUGAUAAGGUAGACAACGAUUGUGCAAAAUAUUUGUCUGCAAUUGAAGGUUUGAAGCAGAAACCUAACCCAACUGUCCAUAGAGAAAAUGUACUGUUUAAACAAACAGUACGUAGCAAAGCAAGAGUUCUGGAAAUUGAACAAGAGCUGUCAAAAACUUUACAAUCAGUAUCCGAAAUCAAGGUUUAUGAAUUUGUUCCUAAUCAACAACUCUCCAGUAUCAUCAAAUCAAGAGAAAAACUUGGCAAACGGAAUAUUUCGAAUGUAAAUGAACCCAAGCAUGAUGAAAUCACAAAUUUGGAAAUGAACGUUGAUACAUUAACAUUUGUGGAACCAAAGAAGCCAGAACAGCAGGAAACAGAUACAAAAACUGGUGUGGGACCUGUUUUUGUCGGUGCCCGUGUACAAGCACAAAAUGAAACGAAAUUUGAAUUGUGGCUUCACCACGGCAAACCAGGUACUGUAACAGCUGUACAUCAAGAUGGAACUGUCGACGUGAAGUGGGAUGCUACAGAACAGACACGAUUUGGUUACAGAGUAGGAACGGGAUGGGAUGAAAUCAAACUCAUGGAAGAGAAGUUAAACUCUGUCUAAUCCAUGCACAUAAUUUGAAGGAAAUAUUUUUAGACAGCAUUUAGUUAUGAAUCAUUUUACUAUUAAUUGCAAAUUAAAACAUAUGUUAGUAUUUUACAUGUCGGAAAAUAUAUUCACAUUCAGUUGAAAUUGAAGGUGGGAGGUAUUAAGGACUAGUAAGAGAAAAUGGUAUAAGAAAAUGUAAGGAAUUUGUAGUUAUAGCUGUUGAAUCUGAAUAUAGUUUUCUCCUUCGUUACCCAUUAAAUCAAACUAAUUGAUUUGGUUUGAUUAUAUUUGGUCUGUUUCGUGGCAAGUGUUUUUUAACUUCAUAUCAAUUAACAGUAAACUGUACAGAAUGUAUAAUAUGCUUAGAAGCUUGUCCAUGUCUCAAAAUGUAUUUAUGUAUUUAUGUAUGUUUUGAUGAAUCAUUGUGUGUAUUUCUUAUGUAUGUUUGGCCACAAUUUUACAAAGCUUAUUUUUCGGUGGUCAUAUGCAAUGUAUUUGCCGAUCUGUCUGAUGAAAGUGAACUUGAAAAAGGGUAAACUUCUAUUCAUUGAUAUGAAUAGUCAGUGUUCAAACCCUGUGUUCACACGAGAUAACUGCUAAGGCUAUCCAAAUUUUGUAUAAUUAUGUGCCUUUUCUUCCAAAAACAAUCAGAGCCAAGACAGUUUGGUCAGAACAUGUAAUAGAAAUUAUUUAAAAAAUAAUACAAAAAGACAUUUAGUCGGUAGCCGGUCUAUGAUAUGAACUGCAAUCUAGAAUUUUUCUAAGGGAAAAUUCAUUCACUUCUCUACUUUAUAUUUGCAACAAUAAACUCUGUACCGUUGCGUUGUAUUGCAAUUUUUUGUUGUGAAACACUGAUUUUCAUAUCUGCUGUUAAGAUGUAAUUGAUUAUUUAUCAGAAAUAUCUUUAAACAUACAAAAACCGAUGAUGUGUUUUGUAUGUUUUAUUUGAUUAUUUUACGUAGAAUAUUAAUUUUAAAUGCGUUUUAAUAUGCAAAAUGCAUUAUGUCAUAAAUUCAUUUAAGCUGAUAUGUGUUAUCAAUAUAAUAAACAGGAUUAAUCAGCGCGCAUCAAUAGCAUGUCUACAUUAAAUUUCUGUGCUAGAUUUCACUCAUUAUUUUGUUAUGAAUCCUUUUUAUAUAACUUGCAAUUUUAAACCUAUGUAAGCAAUAUACAUGUCGAAGAAUAUGUUGACAUUCUAUUUUAAUCGAAACUGGUAGAUAUUAAGGACUAAUAAGAAAAGAUAGUGUUUUCAAUGUUGCAAUCAAAUAACAGUUACUGUUGAAUCUGAAUAUAGUAUUAGUACGGGGGCCAAUGAGGUCUAUCAUGCACACGCCCCACCACUCCCCCCCCCCCCCCGCGCCCCUAGACUUUUUUUCAUAGGUACCAAAUUGUUUUUCAGGACCAACUCUUUCAAAAUCAAAAAUGUUCCCAUGGAAAAACUCUUUUGAACUAUAUGAUUUCACUGUUUCCAUGGCAACCAUUCAUUUUUGAAAAGGCCGACCAUAUAGAUGAUAAACAGUCAUGUCUUGGUCAGUUUUGGUGAUAGAACAGUAAAAACGUGUCAAAAUUGAUCCAAGACAUUGGCCUUUAAUAAACAGUACUUUUAUUUUAAUUAACUAAUUUGCAUAUUCAUAAAUAUUAAUGAGAAUGUUAAAAAAUAACAAAAUUUUGUUAAAAAAUAACAUUUUCUAAAUUUCAAAUCAAUUUAACGUAGUAAUCAGCUUUGUUCUGGUCUUAACCUCUCUCAAUGUUUUGUAAUAUAUCACUUUGUUACUUGUAUGGCAAAUGUGUUUACUCAAAACUGGAUGUGCUCAGCUAAUUUGCAUAAACAGAACUAGUGCCACAAACAACAAAUAAAAUUCUGAAACCUCUAAACUGAAUAAAAUGAUAUAGUUAAUUAUAAUCAAUGAAAAUCCACUUUUUAUGUGGUCUAUAAUGUUUGUUGACAUAGAGUUAACACUUUAUUUAAGAAAGAAUAAAAAUGUAUCAUACAUUACACAUGUUACGUUACCAUUUCAACAACCUUAUUGUAUUGUAUCAAUUACUCAGAAAAUAUUCCAUAAACAUGAUUAAUAUUACUUAAUUUGUACUUUAAUAAUACAAUAUACUUAUUUACUUGUCAGAGAGUGUGAUAUGUUUUCCGUAACACACAUUAAAAUACGUUACCACAACCGUUGCUUUUUAAAAAGAUAUUUAAAAAGAAGUUGAAGCCCAAAUUGUCGCAAACUGAUUUCUUUGAACUGUUAGUUGUUAGUUUUAAGAAGGUUUUCUUCUGUUCUUCUGCACCAUUCAUGUAACAAAUUGUAGAUGGAAUUUCAAUAAAACACGCAAUAAUAUCCAUCUUUUCAUCCAUAAUAUCAUGAUCUCACAGCUGAUAUAUUCAGUCUUCCUGUUAAAAAAAGUGAAGCUUAGUAAAAAGUACUUUCUGAAUUUUAGAAAAAGUAGCAUAAAAAAGAACAUACACAAAAUCAUCCCUAGCUUUAUAGGAUGAAUCAUAGAGUCCUGAGUCAGAUGUCUGGAUGAGGCCUUUGCUCUUCGUAGCGAUUAAAUAAAGACAUUGUGUCUAAAGUCAGCUUAGUAGAAGUAGAUUUACCCCAACCUGCACAAUACAGAGAACUUAGCACUUGCCUGCAGAGAACUGAGUAGUUCCAGUACAGAACCCAUGGACACUUGUUAGGUUAACUGCUCACCAUUACAUGACUGAAUUCCUUUUGCAAAGUGGUGUUAAACCAAAACUAAUAAACAAAAUAAAAUAUACUGGUAUUUAAAAUAAAAACUUUAGAUUAAAAACUAAAACCAGCUGGACAAAACUGUUUUAGUGAUAUCAAAUCAAGAUAUAAGAAAAAUAUAAAACUUUAUACAUAUGUUUAAUAAAGAAGAUUAUUGUAGUCAUUUGGAAACAUUUACAAGAAUGACAGAAUGUACAAAAUAUUUUUUGGUAUUCUAAAUUGUACAGACAAGGACUAAAUGUGUUGGAAUAUUCCUUGAUAUACCGUUACAUUAAAAGAAACACUUCUAAGAGUAACUAUGCAUCAAUAAUAACAAAAAGGUUUGAUUAUCAAUUAAGUUGCAUAUCAAAGACUAUGACAAAGGCAUGACCACUCUUUGUCAAAAGUUCAAACUGUAGCAAGAAACGAAAGAGUACGAUACAAAUUGCUUCAGAGUCAAAGUGUAAUCAAAUUUCAUUCAUAAAAAGAAAGUGAUUUUGAGAGCCUAUGAUCUUCAAAACAUUUGCUUUCUAAUUUAUGAAUGAUAUGCUAUAAAGCAACAUAUUAUUCAUGGGUUCGUGAUUGUGCCAUUUUAUGUUGUUUAAUAGAAAAUAUAAUGUGACAGGAAAAUAAAAAUAAACUUUUAUUUAUAGUUUUUUUAGGUUUAAAGAAAAAUCAUAUGUAGGGAUUCAUAACCUUAAUGUAUUGUAACACAAUGAUAGCUUGCAGAUCAGAUUUUAGUUAAUUAAUCAUUGUGUUUAUUUUAUCUGUGAUUGAUUUUGGUAGAUAAUUCUGAUAAUUCUUACAAAUGAUACGCAUUCUGUUUACAUGCGUAGGUUAUUGUUGGUAUUUACUACUCAAGCAAAUUCCGUAACAUCUGAGUGUUUUAUCCAUUAAUUUUUGGCCUCAAUGACUUUGUUUCCUGAUUAUUUCUGAUCAGAUAUUGCGAAAUUCUCAAAAGAAACUGAUUUGGUCAGCCUUAAUUACUUUAUUUUUGUUUUCGAUGGAAUUUUCAUUAAUUGGCCAGAAAUCUUAAUUACUUGUUUACCUGUUCAGCAUAUUGUUGUUGUUAACAAAUUAUACAAAAUGAAUCACCGUUGAAUGUUUUAUCUAUUAGUUUGACCCUAAUUAUUUUGUUUGUUUCGGUAACAGUCAUUUACGAAACUACACAAAUGUGAUUGAUUCUACAUCUGUUGUUUACUAUUAUAUGAGUACAUAAUGGACGUUUUGAUUGACAUGUUUUUGAAAUUGCUUCGAAUAUUUUGAAAUACGUGUAAACAUGUUAUUGCGUUUUAGUUCGUGAAAAGGUAUAAAUACUCAGAGAAUUAAAAGGCGAAUAGGGAGAGGAGGACUGAGUCUGGAGAAUGGGGAGAGAAGGACUGAGUGAAGAGAAAGGAGAACUGAGUUAAGAAGACAGAGACAGAAUUAGGAAGUUAGAAAUAUUUUACAAAAAUGGGAUCGGAUAAUAGCAGUUCGGAUCGGUUCAGAUCAGCUCGGUUAAGUUCAAUUUUGGGCUCGGUUUAAGAGCGGGUUAAAAAUAAAUGUGGAGGUAUAUUUAGAACUGCUUUUUAUGUUAUAGAUUUUUUUUAUUUAAAAAUACAAAUUAAUUAUAAGUUUGACGUGGGAAAAUACUAUUUAAAAAGCUGAUGUAUUUAUAUCUGAAUUGACUAUUAGUAAAGUUGUUUGUUCUGUAUAACCUUGUAAAUAAAACCGAGUGUG